This is a messenger RNA of Panonychus citri (citrus red mite), 2813 nucleotides long. RefSeq names its product potential E3 ubiquitin-protein ligase ariadne-2-like. Gene Ontology annotation, cellular component: ubiquitin ligase complex; cytoplasm. Gene Ontology annotation, biological process: positive regulation of proteasomal ubiquitin-dependent protein catabolic process; ubiquitin-dependent protein catabolic process; protein polyubiquitination. Gene Ontology annotation, molecular function: ubiquitin protein ligase activity; zinc ion binding; ubiquitin conjugating enzyme binding. The transcript has 2 exons. The record is from RefSeq and is a predicted model, not a curated record. The coding region runs from base 504 to 2000 and encodes 498 amino acids. Lineage: Eukaryota; Metazoa; Arthropoda; Arachnida; Trombidiformes; Tetranychidae.
UAUAUUAUUAUGUGUUUACAUGAUUCCUGUUUCCAUUCCUAAUCUAUCCUCAUUUUCUUCCGGGGUUUCCUCUUUGUUAUCAUGUUCUCUCAAUUCUGAUCAUCUUGUGUGUUCACUGAAUCUCUUUUUCUGUCUCAACGUUUUUGUUUAUCUUCUUUCGCUUCUGGGGUUUUCCUUUUUAAUUCCUCAUUGUUUUUAAAUCUUUUCUCUAGUUUUCUAUGUUUUAUUAUUAUCUCUGAUUCUCCCUCGACUUCCUCUAUCACAUGGUCUUAGUUUUUUUUCUUAACUUCCCCUUUCUCUCUAAACCUGAUUCUCGAUUCGCUGAGUUUUCUAAAAACCUUUUAAUCAGAUUUUCUGUUGUUGUUUAUUUCUAGUUUUGUACAAACGCUCAGCGAGUUUUUCUUCUGGUUUAUUGGAAUUGUCCUGAUUAUCGUUCAUCAUAUUGGUUGUUUUCUAUUUGUUUCGACUUGUUCCAUCCACUAUCCAAGAGGCUUCAAUUCACUAUGACCCAAAGUGAUUCGGAUGAUGAUAUGGACACUUUUGAGGUCGAUUACGAUGAAGAUGAUACUUGUGAUUAUGAUCAUUACUAUCGGAUGAGUGAACUAGAAAAUGAACUGGAUUAUCUUCAGGGUGAUGCUAAACACAAUGAUCCUGAAUACUUUGACUAUGAAUGUUUACCAGUCCAAAAAGUUGACAAAUUGUUUAAAGAUGCCAUUGAUUAUCUUUGUCAAUCACUUCAAAUUAACUCAUCCGAAGCAAAGGUUUUAUUGUAUCAAAAUAAAUACGAUGUUGAUAAAAUAAAGGAGAAAAUCACUAAAGGUGAAAUGAAUGGUUCGAAAAACAGUCCAUCGGAUCAAAUAGAUUCCAAUAUUUAUAUGAACGGGAGUUCGAAUGGUCAAAUUGGUUGGACAGAUUCUUCAAGUUUCAUGACUUGUGUUAUUUGCCUUAGACCGCAAUUAACUUGCACAUUUAUUGGACUUUCAUGUGGUCAUCGUUAUUGUCGAGAAUGUUGGACAUGUCACAUUGAGACCCAAGUUACACUUGGAGCUUCAAUUGGAAUUGAAUGUAUGGCCUCCAAGUGUCACGAACUGAUUCCUGAAGAAUUUGCUCUUGCUAAUAUACGAAAAAAUUGUCUCCGAGAAAAGUAUUCAAAGUUUCCAUUCACCGAAUAUGUUAACUCUCAUCCAGAGCUUCGUUUCUGUCCUGGCCGCAACUGUAAUAUAAUAAUUCGAGCGCAAGAAAACAAAUCGAAAAGGGUCAUUUGUGUACAAUGUAAAACGAGCUUCUGUUAUAAAUGUGGUUGCGAUUAUCAUGCUCCAACCGAAUGUUCUGUGAUCAAAAAAUGGUUAACCAAAUGUGCCGAUGAUUCGGAAACUGCCAAUUAUAUUUCCGCGAACACCAAAGAUUGUCCCAAUUGUAGUAUAUGUAUUGAAAAGAAUGGCGGUUGUAAUCACAUGCAAUGUGUUACCUGUAAACAUGAUUUCUGUUGGAUGUGUUUAGGUGAUUGGAAAGCUCAUGGAAGUGAAUAUUAUGAAUGCUCAAGGUACAAAGAAAAUCUAUCGGCUAUCAAAGAAUCGGCAAAUGUCCAAGCUCGAGAAGCUCUUAAAAAGUAUCUCUUCUAUUACGAAAGAUGGGACAAUCAUGCGAGAAGUUUACGAUUGGAAGAACAAGCAUUGACCGAUAUUAAAGAUCGAAUCCAACGGGAGGUAAUGUCCAACAAGGGAACUUGGAUCGAUUGGCAAUACCUUCUCGACGCCGCUUCUUUAUUAGCCAAGUGCCGUUACACUCUACAAUAUACUUAUCCUUAUGCCUACUUUAUGGAAACCGGACCAAGGAAACAAUUGUUCGAGUACCAACAAGCCCAAUUAGAAGCGGAGAUUGAAAAUCUCUCAUGGAAAUUGGAAAGAGCAGAAACAACUGACCGAGGAGAUUUAGAAAAUCAAAUGGACAUCACCGAGAAGAGAAGAGCAACUUUACUUAAAGAUUUUCUCGCCGAUUAACAUUAAUCUUAAUUUUCUUUCCUCUCUUCUCUAAGCAUUUAAACUUUAUUUUGAUUAUGAGAAACAACAUCCUCUUAAUCAAAAGGCUUGACUUCUCUUCCGUUAUCUUCCUACUCUCUCUCUCUCUCGGUCUCUCUUCCUCUCUUCCUCUCAUCCUCCCGUUAACCCUUUUAACCAACAAAAAAAUCCAAGUUACUAACAUUAGAUAUUGUUAACUUAUAUUAUCUUUGCCCUCAUCCAACCUGUUUAAAUGAUUUUCAACCCACUAGACCGGCUUCAAUUAGUUGUAUUUACUUUUAAUCACAUCUUGCCUUUAAUUUUUAGUUAAUUGUGAUGAAAUUAACCAUUACAAAGGAUGAAACUGAUUCCAAUUACAUUAAAGAGACCAAUGAAGUGAAUCAACUGAUUAAGGACCAAUUAAGCGAGACACAAGAUGAAUCCAUACCAGCCAAAUACUGGAAUAAAUCAACUAAAAGCAAUAAUUUAAUUACAUUAUUAAUAUCAGUCAAUUGCUAAAGAUUAUCUUAUUCCAGUAACAAUUGACUAACACUAUUUUAUAUUGUUAAAAUUAAGUCAGCAUUGAUUUCUUUUGCUGAUAUGAAUCAAUCCAACAAUCAAAAUCAACUAGAACAAAAAAAACAUUUAACUUUAAUUAAUUUUACUCUCACUCAUAAAGAGAUAGAGGAAACUCCAUAUUAACUACGGUUUGAUGAAACAAUGAUUUCGAAAACAAUUAAUCCUCUGUAAAUUGUAAUUCCAAAUAAUAUUUUCUGUUAAUAUUUAAUCAAAACAAUUAAACUCUAAUAUAAAUAA